CUGCGGCUCACCGAUCGAUUUGCGAACGCAUUAAAUCCGCACCAACUGCCCAAUCGAUCGCACCACAAGAUUCGCGAUACUAUUCCUAGAAUAUUCCAAUAAUAUGCAACGCCUACCCUGGAAGUGGGCGUGGCUGCCGCUAAUGCUACUAAUUACUGCGAAAUGGGAGCAGGUGGGCGGCCGCAGCUAUACGGACUUAGCACGCACCGAUAGUCAGCUAACGAGGUUACCAUUCUUUGGCGGCGGUGUGGGUCACCUGCUGCGAUAUCUGCACCCCUUGUCGUUGAGUUCGCCAUCCGAACGCGGCAGAAUCUCGGAGCUGCGCAGCGACCUGGAUGCCAACUAUGUGAGCUACCGCGGUGCGCAGCUGUGGAAGCUGAACUUCAACGCCACCCGGGGCGCAUCCAUGGCGGAGCGGGAGGAGGAGGACGACGAGGUGGCUGAGGAGCGACAGGUGCUGGCUUCGCCGGAUGCCCAAUUCAACGAGGUGGUCGCUUUAUUCGCGCUCACGUUUGUGGCCCUCAUCGGAUCGGUUCUUGGCCAGAAGCUGCUGCUGUGGCGCAGCGUCUCCGUGCCGGAGAUCUCCGGAAUCUCCGGCCUGCCCCUCGCCCUGCUGACCCUCAAUAGCAGCGAGCUGUACGAGUCCACGCUGGAGGGUUUGCAGUGGCUAUCGCCGCUGGAUCUGCGUCGCUUCGACUUCCUGUCGCCGGGCUCCUCGUUCCAGAUAAACAGGCGCUACCGGAAUGGCAGCCAGGUGCAGCGAUACUACGGCUUCCAGCUGUGGAAGGUCCACGAAACGCGGCUGGAACAGCCGGAACUCAGAGCCUUUUGGAGGCACUUCGGCAGCGAGGUGUGGAAUAUCAACCAGGAUGGCAUCGACAUCCUCAUCGAGCAACGCAACGUGGCCGAUGCCCGCAAGUUCAUGGACCAGGUGGGCUACAGCUACAAUAUAAUGAUCGACGACAUUGAAACGGCCAUCGAUGAGACCUACGUGGAAGUGCCGGCUGUGGAACAUCCAUUGGAUUCCGUGCGCAACAAUUCGCUGCCAUGGAUGGAAGUACCGGGUUCAACGAUGAACUGGCGGCGUUACCACGAUCAGGCGGACAUCAAGCAGUUCCUGCAGACGCUGCUCGAGACCUACGAGGAAAAUGUGGAACUCAUCCAGAUUGGGGUCACGCGCAACAAGCGACCACUGGAGGUCAUCAGGGUCUCCAAUGGGAAUCCCGAUAACUGGGCGGUGUUCGUGGAUGCUGGCCUGCAGGCCAGGGAUUGGUUGAGUCCUGCCGCCCUCACCUACGCCAUAUCCAAGCUGACCCAUCUCUGGGGCAGGCCGAAGGGUGGGGGUCAGAGGCAGAGCAGGGCGGAGAGGGCGAUGCGCCGCAUCGAUUGGUACUUCCUGCCACUGGCAAAUCCCGAUGGCUACCAGUACUCCCGCCACACGGAUCGCCUGUGGACGAAGAACCGUGGCUACGACACUGCCAGUGGUUGCUAUGGCGUUCAUUUGGACCGAAACUUUGACUACGGUUGGGAUGGCACCGGAUCGACGAGCAAUCCCUGCAAGAAUCUCUAUCGUGGAGCGCAGAGCUUUUCCGAGCCGGAGAGUCGUGCUGUGCGCAGUUUCCUCUCCGGAAUGCGCGAGUAUUUGGGUGCCUAUGUGUCCCUGGGCGGGUACGGGCAGGCCAUCACGUAUCCCUGGGGCGAUGCGGACUACGUGACGGAGAAUCAGCGGGAUCUCAAGCAGACAGCAAGGAGGGCAGUGCUCGCACUGCGACGACUCAACCAGGCGGAGUACACUUCGGGCACCAGCUAUCGCCAGAAGUUGGCGCGCCCGGGCAACUCGGCCGAUUGGGUGCAGGAUCGCAUUGAACCGCAGUUGGUGUUCAACAUGUUCCUCAAGGAUCAGGGACGCUAUGGCUACCUGCUGCCGCCGCACUACAUCGUGGAGUCCGGCGAGGAGGUCUUCGAGUUUCUGCGCACCAUUGCUCAGCAAUUGGAGUAAAGGAAACGGGUGGAGCGACAUUCAACUAUCUAAUCUAAUCUACAGGUUGGAUCAAGCUGGAUCAAAAGUGCCUAAAGCAUCAGGAUCUUAAUUGAACUCGUACAUAUUUAUUUGGAAAAUUAGUGAAUAUAAAUAGUAGUUUCUUAGCUAAUUUCCUUUACCAUAAAAA
This is a messenger RNA of Drosophila yakuba, 2168 nucleotides long. RefSeq names its product carboxypeptidase B. Bases 104 to 1999 code for a protein of 631 amino acids. The record is from RefSeq and is a predicted model, not a curated record. Gene Ontology annotation, biological process: proteolysis. Gene Ontology annotation, molecular function: metallocarboxypeptidase activity; zinc ion binding. The transcript has 4 exons. Lineage: Eukaryota; Metazoa; Arthropoda; Insecta; Diptera; Drosophilidae.